AUGGAAUCUUCUUUACCACACAAAAACAAUACCAAUAAACAUUUCUUAGCUAAUAAUAGGCCACAAAAACAAAAACUAAUAGAGACUGAAACACUGCACUCAACACAAGAGCAUUCUACUGCUUCGCCCUCCUCUAGCAGUUUUGCUCAAGUUACCCAUGAUAAUAAUAUAACCUCUGAUUUAUCAGCUAGAGAAAGUAUCGAUGAGACAGAACCUCUAUUAUCAUCAUCAAACAUUGUUAGUAGAGUUGUUGAUAGUGAUCUUGUGAUUCCCCAAGAAUCCGAUCCUUUUCUUUUGGUCCAUAUGCGUCAAAAACGACGACCUCCUCCUCGCCCUAAAUAUGUGGUCUUCCUUUUACUUUUAGCUUUUAUCGAUUUUAGCAUUAUUAGUACCUGCAUGAUACUAUUGAUUCAUAAAGGUCCUUGGGGUGAGAAUGGGAAAUGGCAUUGGGAUAUUUUGGAAUGGGAUAUAUUGAGUUUAGGGAUUUUGCGCAUCUUUACUGUCAUGUGUGUCAAUUCGUCAAUGUGGCUUAGGGAAUUAGGUUGGAUAUUAGGAGGUGUCUGUGGGGUAAGAUUGAAUUGA
Molecule: messenger RNA, 582 nt
Organism: Ambispora gerdemannii
Lineage: Eukaryota; Fungi; Glomeromycota; Glomeromycetes; Archaeosporales; Ambisporaceae
Source: the annotation of a GenBank genome assembly